This is a messenger RNA of Lodderomyces beijingensis, 1938 nucleotides long. The record is from the annotation of a GenBank genome assembly. Lineage: Eukaryota; Fungi; Ascomycota; Pichiomycetes; Serinales; Debaryomycetaceae.
AUGAUCAAAAAUGCCACGAUUAGAGGUGCCAGGCACAGCAUACAACGAGCUCUCGUGCCUAGGAGGUAUAAGCACAAUGUAAUUGGGAUUGACUUGGGAACAACAAACUCGGCCGUGGCGGUGGUUGGUUCAGACAACGAGCCCCACGUAUUGGAAAAUGACGAAGGCAAGAGAACCACGCCGUCCGUCGUGGUGCUUGAGGACAACAACCACAAGACGUUGGUCGGCUUGCCGGCAAAGCGGCAGGCGCUACUAAACCCCCGCAACACCUUCUUUGCAACAAAGAGGCUCAUUGGCAGGAAAUUCGAAGAUCCCGAAGUGCAACGAGACAUUCGAAAUGUCCCCUACAAGAUCGUACCCGACAAGCAGGGAGACGCCGCGCUACAGACGUCGGCGGGACGCAACAUCAGCCCCUCGGAGAUUGGCGGGUUGAUCUUGGAGAAAAUGCGCGAGAUUGCAUCGAGUCAGUUGAAGGAACAAAUCACAGAGGCCGUGGUUACCGUGCCGGCGUAUUUCAACGAUAGUCAAAGGCAAGCGACUAAGAACUCGGGCAAGUUGGUGGGGCUCAAUGUGCUUCGCGUGAUCAACGAGCCCACGGCGGCCGCGUUGGCUUACGGGUGCGACAAGACGAGAAAGGAGGGCGUCGUGGCUGUGUUUGACUUUGGAGGUGGCACGUUUGACGUGUCGAUCUUGGACAUUGAAGAUGGCGUGUUUGAAGUUCGAGCUACUAAUGGCAACACGCAUUUGGGAGGGGAAGACUUUGACAUUGUUUUACUACAUCAUAUCCUUGCCUCAGUGAAAAAUCAAACUAACGGUGUUGAUUUGUCACAGGACCAUUUGGCGGUGCAGAGGCUUCGGGAAGCUGCUGAACAGGCCAAAAUCGAACUUUCAACCGCUGACAAAGCCGAGAUUAAGAUCCCAUUUGUCCGCGAUAAUGUCCAUGUCGAUAUGACCAUUACUCGAGACGAGUUUGAUGCAAUGACGAUGCCGUUGAUUGAAAAAGUCAUUGACCCCGUCAAGAGAUGCGUUCGCGAUGCCGAGUUGAAAAUGAAGGACAUCGACGAAGUGCUCUUGGUUGGUGGCAUGACGAGAAUGCCCAAGAUCCGCCAAGUGGUGGCUGAACUAUUUGGCAAGGAGCCGAGCACCGCGGUCAACCCCGACGAGGCCGUGGCAUUGGGCGCGGCAAUCCAAGGCGCAAUCUUGUCGGGCCAGGUCAAGAACGUAGUGUUGCUCGACGUGACCCCCUUGUCGCUCGGUAUCGAGACGUACGGAGGCAUAUUCAGCCCUUUGAUUCCACGAAACUCGGCGGUGCCCAUCAAGAAGGAGCAGAUCUUCUCCACUGCCGUUGAUGGCCAAACUGGGGUCGAGAUUCGCGUUUACCAGGGAGAACGAAUGUUGGUCAAGGACAAUAAGCUUAUUGGCCACUUUAAAUUGGCCAAUAUCCCCCAGGGCCCCAAGGGCACCCCCCAGAUUGCUGUCGAGUUUGAAAUCGAUGCCGAUGGCAUCAUCAGCGUGAGCGCGAGUGACAAGACCCCUUAUCCGCUGGACUCGCCCCAUUAUGGCAAGCCCAACUCCGUCUCGAUCCAAGUCACCGAAGUGGGAUUAUCCGACUCCGAGGUGGAAAAGAUGAUUGAAGAGAGCGAGCGGAACAAGAACUUGGACGAAGAGAUGCGCCGGUACUACGAACAUGCUUCACGAGCCGAUAUCUUGGUCAAGGAUACCGAGAUUGCCCUUAUACAAUUUGGCGAACAGAUGGAAGAAGCGGAAAGGAACGAGGUUAAAGCUGAGACGGACAAGAUCAAACGCAUGGUAGAGGACAUUAGAAGCGGGGCCAAGCUACACGAUCCAAAGUUGUUGACCCAGGCGCUCAAUGAGAUGCAGCAGAAAUGCAUGAAUGCCAUCAAGAAAAUCGCAGAGAAACAACAGAAAGGCGUCUAG